Molecule: messenger RNA, 1257 nt
Organism: Peronospora belbahrii
Lineage: Eukaryota; Oomycota; Peronosporomycetes; Peronosporales; Peronosporaceae
Source: the annotation of a GenBank genome assembly
AUGAGUGCUUCUCGUGUGGGCUUUAAUUUGUUGUUAUGCGUGACAAUCAUUCUUGUUAUGCUCCAGUGUUUGUCUGUACAUUGCAAGCGUUUGGAUUAUAUUUCGUUUCAAAAACCCUUUGAUGAGAUUGAUAGUGAAGGUCUGCGCCAGGUUGGACCCAACUUUGUGUACGGUGGUGACACGGCCGUAAAUCGCCAUUUUGCACGACUGACACCUGAUCGUCUGAGCAAGCGUGGACAUAUAUGGGGUAAUCAGAAGCUUGCGGUCAAGGAAUUUGCCGCUGUGUUUACGUUCCGUAUCAGCGGUCAAGCAAAAUACUGGUUUGGCGAUGGCCUAGCGCUUUGGCUCACUACGAGCCAAUUUGUGCAGGGCGAUAAUCAUGGCUUUAUUGGAGAAUUUAAGGGCGUUGGUGUCGUGUUUGACACUUUUGUUAACGAGGAGCACAGCGGUGGCCACAAGGACGUGACGUUCUUUGAGAACGACGGCACGAAGACGUUGGACCAGCUUAAUGAUAUGGAAAAAGUGGGCUGCAUGGCCUCUGGUAUUCGCUAUCACGAGAAAAAUGCCGCCUUCAGUCCGUCGUUCAAUAUGUCUCGUGCUAAAAUAACGUACACACAAGCGGAUCAGCAAUUUUCGAUCUUGAUCGACGCUGAUGCUUCAGGCAACUGGGUUCACUGCUAUAGCCACCGUCUUACCAUUGGUGAUGACUGGAUGAAUGAUGCAUUAUUUGGCGUCACAGCUUCGACUGGCGGUCUGGCUGAUAACCACGACGUUAUUGCUUUGAACGUUUACGACGAAGUAUUUGACUCGCAUGCUGCUGAGGAAGAUAACAAGCAGCGCAGUGCUGUUGAGAAGAGUCUCGACACUACUCUAAAUAGCGGAAACAGCGAUGAGAACAUCCAGGUGGUUAAGCGGAAGUACACUCGAUUGCUUGAGGAUUUCGAGUACCAAUUGACUGCGCUGAAGGAAUCUAUGGAGAACACAAUCCAGAAGCUGAAGGAAAGGGGUGCUGAGGAUGAGAAGCGGAUUAUUGAGCUUGAGACUUGGGCAAAUGGAAAGGUUGUUGAGCGUGUCCAUAGCACUGUGACCGCGAUUCGCGACCAAGUGGAAACGCAGCUGGAAGAGACUGUUAAGGAAACGGCAGCCAAAUCUAGUAGCUGGAAGACGCCGUUUUUCAUCGUCGUGGUCAUUAUUGCGGGUAUUGCGGCCAUCGGAUACAAGAAGUACCAAGACCUUCGAAAGACCCACUUUCUCUGA